This is a messenger RNA of Neolamprologus brichardi, 2722 nucleotides long. RefSeq names its product pancreatic and duodenal homeobox 1 (gene pdx1). Gene Ontology annotation, biological process: regulation of transcription by RNA polymerase II; type B pancreatic cell differentiation. Gene Ontology annotation, cellular component: nucleus. Gene Ontology annotation, molecular function: RNA polymerase II cis-regulatory region sequence-specific DNA binding; DNA-binding transcription factor activity, RNA polymerase II-specific. Lineage: Eukaryota; Metazoa; Chordata; Actinopteri; Cichliformes; Cichlidae. The record is from RefSeq and is a predicted model, not a curated record.
ACCAUUUUUCUGUUAUUAUUCACUAGCCAUGAUGUUUACAUAGGCCACGCUGCAGUCGCCACUGGGUAAGCACAUGUUAUCGCCUGUCCAACUUUUUGACAUGUAUACACCAGCUAUCACAAAGGGUUUUGUUUGUCAAAGGAGAGAGGAAAAAAAACUUUGUUUUCCCGACACUCCUACAUGCGCCUGUGCUUGUGGUUUAGUGGUCUCCAGAGGAUUAUGUGUGACAGUGAAGUAUUUUAACCCUUUAACACAUACAGUAUUUUCACCUUUUGUAAAGUUUGAAGAUGGGUGGACGUUUGCUGAAGCCUUCAGUGUCCUCUCCAUUUAGCCUCCUUUUUAUUUUUUACUGUUUCACAGCCUUAUAUAAACGUGACAAAUGUCAAGCUCUUUGGCCCUGAUUACACACGGCUCAAUUACAGCCACGUUAACCUGCAUCACUCCUCGCUUAGGCCAUUACAUAAAGGGAAAAAAAAAAUCUGCAGCUUGAAAGUUGGCUAAAGUGCAUCUGAGGCGCAUCAUGCUUCAUAAAUCACGUUGUCUCCACUGUAGAGGAGAAUGGCUCUGGUUAACUGUUUCCUUCCUCUUUGAAACAAUAAUCAAAUAUAAACACCAUUAAGCCAUAGUGCAGGCGGUGUUUUGUGUAGAAUUGGUUUACUUGAACUUUAUUGCAUCGCUGAGUGCCCCAUUAAGAUACAGUCGAAAGUGGCAUAAUUGCUUCUGAAGAACUCCGGGCAAAUACGGUCUAUUGAUACACACCAGCGAGGUAAAAGCCCGAUCUUCCUGUAAUUUUUCCUGAAAAAUAAGUAAAUCGCGUUCGUCUCCGCGUUGCGUAAAGGGACCCGAGAGACCUCGAGGGCUGUGGAGACACGCUCCACGCGCACGGCUGUUAAUUGAGUUCAGUCCAGUCACUCCAGCCUAAUUGAUUUAAUGGCGCGAGCACACGCCGCAGCUGAAGCCUAAUGACCAGCAAACACCGGCGAGAGUGCGGCGAGCGAAGUGGCCACAUGAGCUCUUGUUUGUUGUCGCCAAGAUACCUGCGUGCGGAGACCGUGGGCCCAUGCGUGCGAAAUGGUGUUAAAUGAUGCAUUUACAAAAGUAUAAUGGGCGCGUUUUAAACGUUAGAGGGGGGAAAAGCAGAUAAAUGAAAAAAGUGGGCUGUGUGUGGUGUUUGAGCUUUUCGCCAGAGUUUCCAAGACAACUGUUUCUCCAUCCACGUCUCUUAUCUGGCGGGUCAACCAAUGUUUGCGCCCAUACGUAUCGAUUUAUCAACCUCAGUGUGCACACGAGAGAUAUAUCCAUAUAAAAUGUCGAUGGCUGUGCUGUUUGAGGACAAUCCAGCUUGCCUUGCGUGAGAAUCGUGCUCCUUCCAGACGCUCUUGAUUAAUAACGCCCUCUUUUGCCCCACAUGUGGAGGGAGCAGUUGCACGGUCACCUGUUUUUGUUGUUGUUGCUGCUGCUGCUGUUGGGGUCAGACACAGGUGGAUGCCAGGUAAACCUUGCGGUAUUUACAGAGUAGCAUUGAUUUACGCGCUGUUGUUCAGUUGGCUGAAAAAAAAAAAAAAGCUCACAGAGCUGCAGAAUAUCCUGGAAACUGGGAGCUAUCGGCCUGCCGUUUUUGAGCAAAUAGUGAAACCAAUGGCUUGGGCGCUACAGGAUCACAUGGUGGCAGAGUGACACACCUGUGUGGAGCAUUAAGGGCCUCGCAGUUGCGCCUGAGGCAGGUAGGGCUGAAGGUUUACGCCGAGGUAGGGCGCAGGUUACGGCGCGUGUGUGCGCGCAAACGGCCCCCCUGCAGACACGGGUCCUCGCCAGCCAUGAAUCGGGAAGAUCACUUUUAUCCCUCUCAGGUUUUUAAAGACUCCUGCGCGUACCAGAGAUCACAGGGUGAUGACUACAGCCACAGCAGCCCGCCACCCUGCCUCUACAUGAGCAGGCAGGUCCACUCCGUCUACACACCGCCGUCCAUGGGAGCCUUGGAGCAGGCCGGCCUUCCUGACAUUGCUACCACUUACAGUUCGCCGAGUAUGCGGGAGGAUCCUGGCGUGCCCCAGCUCCUCCACCACCACCAGCAGCAACAGCAGACCCUCCAGCCGCCUCCAGGCUACAGUGACCCCGUGGAACAGAGCAGAUAUCACCUGCCAUUCCCCUGGAUGAAAACCACUAAAUCCCACUCACACACCUGGAAAGGACAGUGGGCAGGGUCAUACGUGAUGACUGAGAAUGAAGAAAACAAACGCACGAGGACUGCGUACACGCGCGCCCAGCUGCUGGAGCUCGAGAAGGAGUUCCUUUUCAACCGCUACAUCUCGAGGCCGAGGCGCGUGGAGCUGGCGCUGACCCUCAGCCUCACCGAGCGCCACAUCAAGAUCUGGUUCCAGAACAGGCGCAUGAAGUGGAAGAAGGAGGAGGACCGGAGGAGGGCGAGGGGGGCCGACCCCGACCAGGACUCCUCCAUCACCUCUGGGGACCAGGGGGAGACCGCGGGAGGGGUUUCCUCCUCAAACGGACCUCACGCCACCACACCCCCCAUGUCCCCUCUGCACGGUCUGUCUGCCUCCGGCUCCAGAGAGAGCGCAUAGAUCCAGCGGAUAUAUUUUUAAGACUUUAAGAUUUUUAAGACUCAGACCUGAACUCAUAUUUAAGGGAUCAUUAUAACUUUGACUGAAACUCAAAUCCAAGUUUUAGGAAACAUGUACAUUUUUUUUUUUUCUGAAAAGAU